Xiphophorus hellerii (green swordtail) is the source of this 1704-nucleotide messenger RNA. RefSeq lists its product as uncharacterized. The coding region runs from base 515 to 1246 and encodes 243 amino acids. NCBI's taxonomy places the organism in Eukaryota, Metazoa, Chordata, Actinopteri, Cyprinodontiformes, Poeciliidae. The transcript is spliced from 3 exons. The record is from RefSeq and is a predicted model, not a curated record.
UAAGUCUUUGUUAAUUCAUGCUAAUUGGCAUGGGAUUGUUGUUGCACAAUGAACUAAGACAUUGUGAGAUCCUCUCUAGUCCGGUGUUUUUAAUACUUCUUUAUUGUAAUAAUCUCUUUCUUAUAGAUAUCUAAAUAAUUCAUGAUUAUUCAGGUCCUAGUUAUCUCUAAUUUCCUGGAAACCUUUUAAUCUCGUCCUCUGUUCUCUAAAGCCCUUCCUGUUGUGACUCCUCCAAUGUGUGAAUCAGUGAUCUUAAAAUGAGUUCAAAUGUUCUUGUCACACGAUAUCCUCUUUAAAGUUUGUAAAUCUCGUAUUGCCUUUGUAUUUUUUGGCGAUCCUGUACCUGCCUCCAGAGUGUUAGUCUCCUUGCCUAACAGUCAGAUUCCAACCCCCACACAGAGAGCCGUCUGGAGGCCUGAGCUCCACAGCUGUGACUCCUCAGUGCAGGAAAGGCGGCUGCCCUGCUCCAGCCAGUGUGCCUGAGUGCAGCGAUAGCCACGAACUGGAGACACUGAUGCCUCCAGGCACCCAGGAGUCGGGUCAGCAGCCAACAAAAGACCCGGAGGAACAGAGUCUGAUGAUUGCUUGGAAUGGCUCUGUGAGUCAUAACUGGGUCAACAGGAUCACCCGAUACAGAGACACUAUAACAGAAGAGUCUCCGGCGCUGACGAACGGAGCGCUCAACAUGUUCAUCACUGCGCCUGGCACGGAAACAGACGAUCAUCUCUCCCCGUCUCUGUGCAGUAACCAGGUGGAGGCAGAAGUCAUUGUGCACUCUGAGUUGUCGGACCCCCCUGGGAGGGAGAAGGAGGAGGGCAGCGAGCGGGAUUCUAUCGCUACCCGGGGACCGUCGUUAUCAGAGGACGUGUACUCCCCUCUGAGUCGGCCGAGUUCGCCGAGAGAAGAGGCGGAGCACCUCGAAAACCUUUCCGCUCGGGGGGCUGAAAGUCCCCCGAGUCUUCCCGCAAGAACAUUAGCGGCUCAUCACAACGAGGAGGCAGAAGGCGCCAGGCAACAGGAGAACGCCGACAGGGAGCCACAGCCGGACACAUGCCUCACCAAUGGCUUCCACUCUCCUAAGACUCCGAGGCCCAUGCUGAAAUCUGAGCAUCUGGAAAUGGAAGACUCCAGACACUGCCCGUCCGCUGCAGGGAAGGCUAUCUCUGCUGGACUACCUUCUGCACCCUUUGUCAGCCCCGGCUUCGUGCACUCUACCUCAGCUGCUCACAUAUAUCUGUGCCCUUAACUUCAUCUACGCAGGGACAUUUCAGACUUUUUCUUUUUCUUAUUUUCCAGGAAGAAUCCAUGAAAAAAUAUAUUUUUAUGCACAUUAUCACUGGAUUUCUUUCUCUUCCUUGCAUAGGUACUCUGAAUCCAUCAUUUCACAUAUGUGUAUACUGUAUACAUAAGAAGACAUGUUUUCUGUAGAGGUCCAGAACUGUUUCAGGUUCUACAUCUUUGUGGAUUCUUUCCAGAUCACAAAAAGAAGACAGGAAAGUUUGAAUAUAAGCAGAGCAGAACCUGAGUGAAGUCGCCCCCCCUCCCCACCUUCUUCAAAUCAGACAAAAUUGGUGUUUGUGCAUCAAAAUGUUUUGUUUGUGCCGCUAUCAAUUUAAAGAUAUUAUGAAAUUUUUCCAGACGUCAUGAAAGGUCAUCCAGCAACCCCUACCUACUCUCAAAUCAGACAAAAUUGGUGUCAAUCAA